Molecule: messenger RNA, 1368 nt
Organism: Clunio marinus
Lineage: Eukaryota; Metazoa; Arthropoda; Insecta; Diptera; Chironomidae
Source: the annotation of a GenBank genome assembly
AUGCAUCUGCCAUAUACGGCAGAGCCGAAAGUUAUCAAAAGUGAUUGGAAUAAUAAAAUGCUAGUUGAAGACAACUCUAACACCACUAAUAGUAGCAGCACUUCACCGCCGAAAUCUCAAAAUGCCAAUACCAACGAAUAUUGGUGGACAGAGCGAAUGGUUGUACGGGCUCAAGAAGAAUUUCCUAAUGAACUUGUUCGUACUGGAAGUCCUUAUUUCUUAUGUUCUGCUUUACCAACGCAUUGGCGUUCAAAUAAAACGCUUCCUGUAGCUUUUAAAGUUGUUGCAUUAGGUGACAUUGUUGAUGGAACUUUAGUGUCAGUUAGAGCUGGAAAUGAUGAAAAUUAUCAUGGUGAAUUGCGUAACUCAACAGCACCAAUGAAAAAUCAAGUGGCAAAAUUUAACGAUCUACGAUUUGUUGGUCGUUCAGGACGAGGCAAAAGCUUCACAUUAACUAUAACAGUAUCAACAUCACCUCCUCAAGUGACAACUUAUACAAAAGCAAUUAAAGUGACUGUCGAUGGCCCCAGAGAACCAAGAACACCGUCGCCUGGAAGUCAUCAACUUCGAACAUUUAGUCUUAAUCAACGUCUACUAGAAACACCUUAUCUACGAGAUUUGGAACCGUUUAGAAGGAAAUCUUUAUCACAAUUAAACAACAAUUUAUCGUCAAAUCAAACUUCAAAUUCGAAUGUUCCUGGAGUAGAAUGCGGCUAUAAACCGAAUGCACCACAAAUUCAAGAAAAUAAUUUGAUGGGUGCGGCCGAAUGGACUGGAUAUUCGUCACCGGCUGUUGCUUCAGCAUAUUCUCCUUUUCAACAUUCGUAUGAACAAACAAGUAUGUUGCCGUCAGUUUUACCCAACGAAAGCCUUCCUUACACUUCUGAUUAUCAUUGUGGAUCGUCAACACAAAAUCCAACAAGUUAUAAUGGUAGUCAAUUCACACCACUGACACCAUGGUCAAACGAAAUGGAGCAGUAUAAUUAUGGAUACAACAGUUAUCAAUAUCCUUGUCAACCACCCGCACAGUCUCAAUAUCCGCCAACUGCGGCACCACCAACACAAGCUACAAUGGUUCUUUAUCCUCAAGUCUACUCAACAGUCAAUCAAAAUCAAAUUCAUCUGCAUUUACAUGGAAGUGAUAAACUUGUGGAACAAUAUCUUGGUGGUUCAGGUGCGGCACUUCAAACAGAAAACAGUUCGUUUCCAGUUAACACAGUGGCAACAGUUGGUAAUCAUCGGUCAAGUGGGUUAGAAUUAACAGAAAAUGCAAUGAUCGCUCAAGAUGAUGAAAGUAUAAAACAACAUCAGGAACAUUCGGUGGUUGAUCAUGAGGCUACUGAUCAAAGUGUUUGGCGACCUUAUUAG